Messenger RNA from Ailuropoda melanoleuca (giant panda), 3528 nucleotides. It is a transcript of the gene DTHD1, whose product is annotated as death domain containing 1. Gene Ontology annotation, molecular function: protein binding. The record is from RefSeq and is a predicted model, not a curated record. Gene Ontology annotation, biological process: signal transduction. The coding region runs from base 533 to 3250 and encodes 905 amino acids. The transcript has 10 exons. NCBI's taxonomy places the organism in Eukaryota, Metazoa, Chordata, Mammalia, Carnivora, Ursidae.
AUCCAGCUUCAACAAGUAACAUCACAUCUUCAUGUAUCUGUACACCACUCCCACUCCCCCAGAUUGAUUUGCAGCAAUUCAAACAUCACACUAUUUCAUUCAUAAGUAUUUUUACAUAUCACAUAGGAAUCUCGUUGGCAAUAUUGUUAAACAGCUUACAUCUGACUAAUAAAGUUCUCAUCCUACCACAGUAUCUAUAUUUUGUUGCUUCAAAACUUGAGUUUUUCAAUUACAUAUUGAAUGUGUAAAACUUACACGGCGAGGGGGACUGUGUGAGCUAGUUCUAUCCCUGUGAUUAAUCUAUUCUGUACACAAUGGCACCCAGGGUGUGGGAACGCCCCUCCUUUGGUCACCUAGUAACUUUUCACUGGUCAACAAGAAGCUGAAUAAACUAUUCUACUGCGAGAAAGUGCUUGGCUGGCUCACUUGGAUCAUCUCCUAGAUUUUAAGCGAAGUAACAUCGCCAAGUUUGAAUUUGCUAAACCUUUAGGCUUUGCUGGCAGAAAAGAAGCAUCCCACCCUUGGAACAUAAAUGGAUUCAGAGGACAUGGGCUCAGGUAAACUAGGCCAGAUAUUGAAACAGAUUUGGAGACAAAACCUGAUGCUAAAGCAGGCCCUCCUGGGUGAUAACCCUUGUGAAGGGUCUGGUGGGGCCACUUGGAUAGCCACAGUGGUCUUUCUGGGUCAAGAGCUCAGUGGGGCCCUUCACCAACUCUUGGAGCACACGGCAGGCACUCUGCACUCUACCUGCCAGCGGCUGUAUGUACUGCUUGACAAGGAGAAUCAAUGUAUCUGGAGACAAGAAAUCUCUACUUUCAUAGGCUGCCUCAUGAAAAUAAAUGAAUAUUUGGGGAGCACUGCUACACUUCUAAAGAAAGAAGAAAAAGAGAUGUGUAAUUUAUGCGGCAUGCAUGAUGAAUGUACCCCACUGCAGACAAUGUCCACCAUUCACGAUAUCAAAGCAGCAGACAUUGCUGCAAGAGGGGAACAAAAUGUCAUAGAAACAGCUACUGUUUCUCCCACAAAUGGAGAGCAAAGUCCUUAUACAAACCAGGUCCAGUUAAAAAAAAAUAAAGCACAUAUGAGUUCAGAAUUAGUGGGAAAAAAACAUAAUACCUCAUUGAAUGGAGAUGUACCAGAGCAAGGGGAGUCACAGAACAAAAUGUUCCCAGAUAAUGCUGAAAAUGAAGAUGAUAAACAAACAGAACACAUGACUGUUGAGAACAUAAAUGGCAACAGGGAAGAGAUGCAUGACAUAAUUCAGACAACAGAAAGAGAAAUUCAAGAGACCUCAGAAAGCCAAAGAGAAGAGAUUACCACAUCCUCAACAGCAUGUGAUAUCUCCAGCAAGUAUCUGAAUAGUCUUCUUUCCAAUGACUCAGAGAGUCUAAAGCAAAAAAGUAACAUAAUGGAAAAGGAGUAUUUUGAUAUGCUGAGUGAUAGCAACCCUCAAGUGUCUUGUUAUAUUACAGCACCAUCAUACAUUCUACAACAUCUAGAAUGCCGGGUCAUUAACAGCAUGAGUUCUUUAAUAGUGAAUGAUAAUGAAGAGUUGGUCAGUAAUGUCAUCGCUGUUGAAUGCUCAGAUAUGGAAAAAAAAAUUCCAUUUCCAAUAUGCAUUGCAAUUCCCUUUACUGCACGUUACAGGGGAAAUUACAGAGACAUCAUGGUGAAAGUGUCUGACAUAAACCUUCAAUCAAGUUACCUAACCCCAAAUUCACUGGAAGGAAUGAGAGGAACUUACAAGGGCACCUGUGCCGAAGUGAAAGUGUACAAAUUGGGUAUCUUUUCUGUUGUGUCUUGUUUAAAGAAAGAGUCCUUCAUGGUAACAAAGAAAGGCCUUACUCUUAAGCCAAGCAUGGAUUCCCGAGUGUCUUUAAAUUACCCUCCAGGAGUUUUCGGCUCACCAGUGCUGGUACAAUUAAAGGUCCAACCAGUUGACCCAUCCUUGGUGGCAUAUUUAAAAACACAGCAAGAUACUUCCUACCCAGUGGUAUCCACAAGCCCUCUGAUACAUGUUAAACACCCAUCAAUACAUCCUUUCCAGAAGCCAGUCACUGUAUUCCUACCUUGUUCUCCACACCCUGAUAAAAAGACUCUUGGGUCUGAGAUAGAUCAUAAAAGAACAGUUAGUGCCACAUCAAACAGGAUCAUACCUUUAUACCUCAGCCGGACAAAAAGUGCUUCCAUAAGAAAACCUGGGAACAAUGCCUGUGAAUCUCUGAAAUUACUGGGAUUCAGAAGCCGAGACAGUGGUUGGUUUGGGCUGGAUGAUGUGGUGGUGAGAGACAUGCAGAAUGGCUUAGUAUCAUUUGAAUUGUGUGAACAGUUAGAGAGGUUGAUUGUGCUUCAUCUUUCUUCCAACGUGGAAAAUAGCCAUUUGGUUUCUUUCGCGAAAGCCUUGGAAGAAGCCAUGCUCGGCACCACCGCCUGUGCUGUACUGUGCCCCCAGAAAGACCAUCCCCACAGAGUAGUUAUUCUUGUGGUGCCAUCUAAAGAUUUAAACCAGAUGCUUCGGAACUUGCGCUCAGAAGCGUUCAGUGGUCCUCCGGAGCCAUCGCGCCCCUUCCAAGUAAAAGAAGGAGACCAACUUCUUUUAAGAUUUACUGGAAAUAUCUUUGCUUCAAGCAAUGGUAAGGAUUAUGGAAAAGAUUACAAGCUUAUUUUUCAUUUGCAAAGAAAACCCAGGCUGGAACUCCAACUCAAAGAGGUGGAUGAAUUUGGAAACUAUAGCUGCCCUUAUUAUAAGGGCACCCUUGUAGUUUAUAAAAUUCCUAAAGAAGGUGUAGUCCACAACUUGGAUCAGUCUCUUACACUUGAUGAAAUCCAUUAUCAGUUGCCAGUUUGCAAAUUACCAUUGAAACUGCCAAAGCAUAAAAAAUUGAUCAACCGUCCACAGAGUACCAAAAGAAUUUCUACUGAUCCUGUAGGAGCCCUGUGGGACAACGUGCUGGCCUGGCUGGCCGAGGAGCUCUCCGAAGAAAACGCCGCGUGUCUCUCCUCGUCCCUCCCUCUUCGCCGCAGCACCAUUGAGGUCAUCAGACUGAAGAACCCUGGUGAUCUCACAGAACAGAUCCACGAACUUCUUUGCUUCUGGAAAAAAUCACUCCCAAAUUCCACCGAUAAAGCGCGCCUUCUGGCUCGUCACCUCCGCAAGAUCGGCAGGAGCGAUCUCGCCGAAGAGCUCAGAUUCAAGUGGGAAAAGAAGGUGUUCACGGAGCCCCAGCCGUGGUUUGAUACAGCCAAGUAACGCCAGCUUGCUCUUUCUUUUGCCCUAGAGAAGGGUCACUGUUGGUUUUAAGGUGGUUUCUGUCAACAUUUUACUAGCAAGUUUCCAAGUCAAGUUGUUUGAACUGCGUCUUUGAUAGAGGUGCUAUUUGAGAGAGGCGGAAAAGCACUAAUCAGAUCAUAAAAAGCAUUCUUGGGUUUGAGGGCUCCUUCAUGGUUCAGAGAUGUACGUUCUGCAAGAAUUAUUGUCUUGAGUUCAGCCGAGUUUAAUAGCAUUUGUAAUAGAGUUUGCUGUGUUUC